AUGUUGGGUGAACAGCUGUAUACGCACAUCCAAAGGAUCCAACCACAGCUGGCAGGGAAGAUUACGGGUAUGAUGCUCGAGAUGGACAAUAGUGAAUUGUUAAUUCUUCUCGAGUCGGAAUCCCAGUUACGUUCGAAGGUUGAUGAGGCGCUGAUGGUGCUUCAGACGAAGUAG
Messenger RNA from Perkinsus marinus ATCC 50983, 174 nucleotides. RefSeq lists its product as hypothetical. Gene Ontology annotation, molecular function: RNA binding. Gene Ontology annotation, cellular component: nucleus. The transcript has 3 exons. The record is from RefSeq and is a predicted model, not a curated record. Bases 1 to 174 code for a protein of 57 amino acids. NCBI's taxonomy places the organism in Eukaryota, Perkinsozoa, Perkinsida, Perkinsidae. Gene Ontology annotation, biological process: DNA damage response; regulation of double-strand break repair; protein polyubiquitination.